GGCUGGUCUUCAAUCGUGUCCUGGCACGGUUUUCGUCCCCGUUAGACUCAAACCGGCGACCUUGCGAUUGGGACCCGGGAGCGCAACCACUCCCGUGGACGUUGUUGAUGGGUUAGUUGCACUCCUCGGAGAGGAAUCCAAACAAUACAUGAUUGCGGUAUUUUCACAUUGCAAUAAAAAACAAACGGAAGACACUAGCAACCUUGAAAAAUCCUGGAAUGCCGAUGUUCGUACGUUUGUUAAUUCCAUAGGCUCUCGGUGGGCAAUUUCUCCAAAUUCUGACCUUUUUCCACCUGAUGAUAAGGUACAUCGGUUGCAUAUUAGUGAACUGCUACAUACAAUUGAUAAAAUAGAUGGUACCUAUACAAAUGAUAUCCUCACGAGGAUCAGAAAAGAACGAGAGGAAGCUGCACAAAAUGCAAAGGAAGCAAAAGAAAAGCUACAAAGAGAUUAUGAUAUAUUAGAAAAGAUAGCAAAUGAAACUAUUGAAAAAAUAAAAUCUUUAGAGCAGAAGGCACAGGAACAUGAACAAAUUACAAAAAGUAUCAUGGAUUCUUUAAAGGAUCUUAAAGAGAAAAGUUGCUUUUGGUUAGGAACACAGAUUAUGCUUGAAUCUGGGAGAGUUAUUCAAAUGUCUGAACUUCAAGUAGGAGACAAAGUAUUGUCAAAUAUUAGGAAUGGAGUUUCCAAGUUUUCGGAUGUUUAUCUUAUUGGUCAUAUUGGUAAGCUUGAUCAUAAAGUCAAGUUUGCUAAAAUUGGCUUCACCAAACCAGAUGCAUUCGCCAAAAAUCUGCAGCCUGGAAAAACCAAAAUUUUAAUCUUAGAUGAUGAUAAACAAUUAAUGCCAGUUCUUGUUGACGAAGUUACAAAUGAAUGGCAUGACCGAUUUAUUAGUUUCUACACACGAGAUGGUACUGUGAUUGCCGAUGGUGUAUUAUGUUCAUGUUAUGACCAUUGCCCACCAUCUCAAAAAUUAAUGGAUUUGGCUUUUUUACCAAUUCGUUUAUGGACUCAUUUCGUACCAA
Molecule: messenger RNA, 1025 nt
Organism: Racocetra fulgida
Lineage: Eukaryota; Fungi; Glomeromycota; Glomeromycetes; Diversisporales; Gigasporaceae
Source: the annotation of a GenBank genome assembly